This is a messenger RNA of Phasianus colchicus (ring-necked pheasant), 2718 nucleotides long. RefSeq names its product semaphorin 3F (gene SEMA3F). Gene Ontology annotation, cellular component: plasma membrane. Gene Ontology annotation, biological process: semaphorin-plexin signaling pathway; axon guidance; neural crest cell migration. Gene Ontology annotation, molecular function: semaphorin receptor binding; chemorepellent activity. Lineage: Eukaryota; Metazoa; Chordata; Aves; Galliformes; Phasianidae. The record is from RefSeq and is a predicted model, not a curated record.
UUGUGGAAUAAUGAAGUCCAGAUUUCCCUCCUGUUGGAAAGAUGUGAGCCCAGCUCUGUGCUGCACUCAGGGCUGGGAGGGGAUGGGGGGCAGCAGCCGGGGGAGGGGGCACACGGCUCACCUGGGUGCAUGCCGCAGCCUCACCCUGCAGCCCGUCCCCCCCAGUUCUGUGCUUCCCUCCCCGUUUAUGCCCAAUCCCAUGCUGUCAGUGGGGCUUGGCUGCGCUCCUCGCUGUGACAUCCCCCCCUGACGCCCGCCUCGCUGUCCCUCUCUGCCAGGCGUGCUCCCCCUGGACUGCCCCCAGCGUGCCCCCACAAUGCCCGUGGCCACCGUCCUGCUCUGGGCCACCCUGCUGACCCUGGGCUGGCGGGCAGCCCACGGCAAGGACGGCGUGCCCCCCACCCCCAGGGUGCAGCUCUCCUUCAAAGAGCUGAAGGCCACCGGCACCGCACACUUCUUCAACUUCCUGCUCAACUCCAGUGACUACCGCAUCCUGCUGAAGGACGAGGACCACGACCGCAUGUACGUGGGCAGCAAGGACUAUGUCCUCUCGCUGGACCUGCACGACAUCAACCGCGAGCCCCUCAUCAUCCACUGGCCUGCCUCCCAGCAGAGGAUCGAGGAGUGCAUCCUAUCGGGCAAGAACAGCAAUGGGGAGUGUGGCAACUUCAUCCGCCUGAUCCAGCCCUGGAACCGGACUCACCUCUAUGUGUGUGGCACCGGUGCCUACAACCCCAUCUGCGCCUUCAUCAACCGUGGGCGCAAAGCACAGGGCUUUCCGCCGAGCCAGCCCCUCCAGACGGGAGGCCGGGAGAGCAGAGCCACCGAUGGCCCCCGCAGCCCAAGACCAGCAGAAAGCAAGGAUUAUAUCUUCUACCUAGAGCCGGACAAACUGGAGUCAGGCAAAGGGAAGUGUUCUUAUGACCCCAAAGUGGACACCGUCUCUGCAUUGAUAAAUGAAGAGCUCUAUGCCGGGGUCUACAUUGACUUCAUGGGCACUGAUGCAGCCAUCUUCCGCACUAUGGGCAAGCAGACGGCCAUGAGGACAGACCAGUACAAUUCACGCUGGCUCAACGACCCUGCCUUCGUCCGUGCCCAGCUCAUCCCUGACAGCAGCGAGAGGAACGAUGACAAACUCUACUUCUUUUUCCGGGAGAAGUCUGCAGAUGCCCCGCUCAGCCCCGGGGUCUAUUCCCGCAUUGGGCGCAUCUGCCUGAACGAUGAUGGGGGACACUGCUGCCUGGUGAACAAAUGGAGCACCUUCCUGAAGGCCCGGCUCGUCUGCUCCGUGCCAGGACCCGAUGGGAUCGAGACGCACUUUGAUGAGCUUCAGGAUGUCUUCAUCCAGCAGACGCAGGACAGCAAGAAUCCUGUUAUCUACGCUGUCUUCUCCGCAUCGGGGUCAGUGUUCAAGGGCUCGGCCGUCUGCGUCUACUCCAUGGCCGACAUCCGCAUGGUGUUCAAUGGGCCCUUUGCGCACAAGGAGGGCCCCAACUACCAGUGGAUGCCCUACACGGGCAAAAUGCCCUAUCCCCGGCCAGGCACUUGCCCCGGAGGGACCUUCACACCCUCUAUGAAGUCAACCAAGGACUACCCUGACGAAGUGAUCAACUUCAUGCGCUCGCACCCUCUGAUGUACCACGCCGUCUAUCCAGCCCACCGGCAGCCUCUGGUUGUGCGCACCAACGUCAACUACCGCUUCACCACCAUCGCUGUUGACCAGGUGGACGCGGCAGAUGGGCGCUAUGAGGUGCUUUUCCUGGGCACAGAUCGGGGCACGGUGCAGAAAGUCAUUGUUCUGCCCCGGGACGACAUGGAGACAGAGGAGCUGAUGCUGGAGGAGAUCGAGGUGUUCAAGGUGCCAGCACCCAUCAAGGUGAUGACCAUCUCCUCCAAGAGGCAACAGCUUUACGUGUCCUCAGCCGUAGGAGUGACCCACCUGGCCCUGCACCGGUGCGACGUAUAUGGAGAAGCCUGUGCUGACUGCUGCCUGGCCCGCGACCCAUACUGUGCCUGGGAUGGCAAGGCCUGCAGCCGCUACUCAGCAUCCUCCAAGAGGCGGAGCAGGCGGCAGGAUGUCCGGCACGGCAACCCCAUGCGCCAGUGCCGAGGCUACAACUCCAAUGCCAACAAGAACACGGUGGAGGCCGUGCAGUAUGGGGUGGAGGGCAGCACCGCCUUCCUCGAGUGCCAGCCCCGCUCACCACAAGCCACCGUCAAGUGGCUGCUGCAGAAGGACAACAGCGACCGACGGAAAGAGCUGCGCACAGAGGGCGGCCGGGCAGUGCGGACAGAGCAGGGCUUGCUGCUGCGUGCCCUGCAGCUCUCCGACAGUGGCCUCUACUCCUGCACCGCCACCGAGAACAACUUCAAGCACACGGUGACCAAGGUGCAGCUGCGUGUCCUGGCCGCCCGCGCCGUGCACGCCGUCCUGCUGCAAGGCGAGCUGCCCCCUGCCGCGCUGCCGGGAGCCCCAACGCCGCGCUACCAGGACCUGCUGCAGCUGCUCACCCGCCCCGAGCUGGGACUCCUCGACCAGUACUGCCAGGGCUUCUGGCGACCGCCGGCCUCCGGCCCCCCCGAGCCGCUGGCUGCCCUCAAAGCCAAGGAGCUGCAGGACCAGAAGAAGCCACGGAGCCGCCGGAAUCACCCGCCAGAGAGCUGCGGGCACACAUGAACCCCUCCCCAGGGACUUUGCUAGCACAAUGGUCUAUUUUU